Molecule: messenger RNA, 2910 nt
Organism: Lampris incognitus (smalleye Pacific opah)
Lineage: Eukaryota; Metazoa; Chordata; Actinopteri; Lampriformes; Lampridae
Gene: slc31a1
Product: solute carrier family 31 member 1
Exons: 5
Coding region: 361-948 (195 amino acids)
Biological process (GO): copper ion transmembrane transport
Cellular component (GO): membrane
Molecular function (GO): copper ion transmembrane transporter activity
Source: RefSeq, a predicted model, not a curated record
CGAAGAAGAAGAGAAAGAGGAGGCAGAGGAAGACGAAGAACGUCGCAAGUGGCUAAAGCAGAAGUUAAAGAGUCGCAAAAGAUUCAUUUGAUGGUUUUUGUUUAUUAGAGUUGAUGAGAUUCUUAUCACGCCAUAAACUACUAUGUUUUGAAGCAGCAGGAAGUGGAAUUAAAUGUCCGUCGCCGCCGCCGGAUAUUUCCCGAGUCAAGCUGCGGCGUUGGUUGUGUGGCGUGGUGCGUUAGCAUCCAGGUUAGCGGCCAGUGACCUCUGACGGGACGAGCAGAGCUGCAACUUGGCACCAGCAGUCGCGGCUCCUUCUGGCCCAACUCUCCAGCUCCGUCACAGACAAACACGGACCACAUGCAUCACGCCAACAUGAACCACAGUGCUGGAACCAUGGACCACACUCACCACAUUGCCAUGACGGAAGCAACACCCCUCACUGACCACACCCACCAUGGGGGUGGGCAUGAUGAACACUGUGGUGGUGGACAUGGCGGGAUGCCGAUGACAUUCUACUUUGGCUACAAGAAUGUGGAGCUUCUCUUCACUGGACUCCUCAUCAACUCACCAGGAGAAAUGGUUGGGGCAUGCAUUGGCAUCUUCCUAUUGGCUGUUUUCUAUGAGGGCCUGAAGAUUGGCCGUGAGGCCCUGUUGAGGCGGAGCCAAGUCAACGUCCGCUACAACUCCAUGCCUGUGCCCGGGAUGGAUGGUACCGUUCUCAUGGAGACACACAAGACUGUUGGCCAGCGAAUGCUCUCUCUCUCCCACCUCCUGCAGACGCUCCUUCACAUCGUGCAAGUGGUGGUCAGCUACCUCCUCAUGCUGGUGUUCAUGACCUACAACGGCUUUCUGUGCAUCGCUGUGGCAGCAGGUGCUGGUGCAGGCUACUUCCUGUUCAGCUGGCGCAAGGCAGUGGUGGUUGACAUCACUGAACACUGCCAUUGAGCAUGCUUGGGGAGACGAGAGGGGAAGAGAGGCUGGUAGCCACCUCAUUAGCUAGGGAGCCAUGCCUUAUUGACUCUGGCUAGCUACCUAGCCAGCCGGUGAAAAGGAGACAGGAGCACAAGUGCCAAGUGCUGAUUAAUUUGACUAGUAAAUCAUUUGGGUGGGGUGGGGGGGGCUGGUUUAGUCAGCUACAUACCACACAAAUGCAAGCUAGCUAGCUUGCCCUCCUGCAUUCAGUUUAGGGAAAACACAAAACUGAAACAAUGAAUGCCAAACAGCAAUCAUGUUGGCUAGCCACUGCACAACACUUGAAGAAUUUUUUAUUUAGAUUGUCGACUUCUCAAAGUGGUCUUUCUUUUACCUUCUCCUUAGCUUGUGCUCCAGCCUAAUACAUCCACCAACGAAAACCAUUCAACCUUACCAAUCAUUAUCACUACUGUUUCCCCCUCGAGCUAGCUUGCCAAUCGCAGACGGGUGCUAUAGAUUACGCGUGCAACACUAUUGAUUUGUUGUCAUUACUUUCAUUAACACCUGUGAUGUUAGCCAGUUGUUAGCGUGUGAAAGGGACCCCCAGCUGGCUCAUAAUACAUGCACAAUCCAGGGCAUUGGAACCAUAUUUUAGUUAGCGACGCUACGUACAACCUGACUUGACCUGUUUGAUUUUUUUCUUUUACUUAUACACUAAUGUAUCCUGAGUAGCUAGCUGGGAACUGGACAAUCAGAACCACGUAGUGAUGAUAAACUUAGGGACGGAAUCUUUUUUUCCCCAGUUGUCGCCGUUUGUCAUCAGUCCUUUUUUUUUUCUUUCAUAAAUGUAACAAAGAUCUAUAAAUGUCUGUCAAUAAAUGUAUGAAUCUGUGUCGACAUGCCUCUGCUGUGGCGCAUCAGUCAUUUGAAGGAUGAGGAAUGAGCCAGUCUAAAAGCUUUCUGGGACAGUAAGAGCUCAGUUUCCCAGCUUGCUCCUCUGCUAGCUACAGAAAUGAGGCAUCUAACCAAAUUGUUAAAGUCGCAUCUCUCUUGGUGGAUCCUCGUGCAGGAAAAGGUCAAAGAGGCUGCAAAGCAUGGAAUUACUGCUUUGCGACUGUGUGGAUUCUGCAAAUGAAGUACAGGUGGGGCAAGGUGCAACUGUAUUUGUAGCCCUGAGGCCCAGAUACUUAAUCAAAACUGGUGAAGCAUGCUAUCCAUUUUGACAUACAGGGAUAAAAUUAUUGGAAUGAAAUAAAAUAAUAAAUACAUUGUAUUUAAUGGUAUCUUUCAUACCGCCCAAGGUCACCUUACAUCAAAUAAAAUAAACAAAGCAGUAAAAAAUCAGUACAAUCAACAACAAACCACCAUAAGCGACAGCAGAGCUCAGCGAGUAGUUGAGUCAAGAUGAAGUUGAUGCAGUUCAAGUGAGUAUGCUGCUUUAUAAAGGUGGGUUUUAAGCGCAGUUUUCAAUUCUGUGAAGGAGUCCAGUAAGUGGAUGUGACGGGGAAUGGAGUUGCAGAGUGUGGUUGCAGCAUAGGAGAAAGCCCUGGCACCCAUUGUGCUGAGGUAGAUGGCUGAUAGUGCCAAUAGACCUGCUGGUGAAGACCACCGCAGGGAGCAAGAUGGAGUGUAAGUCUGAAGGAGGUCUGUCAGAUAAGCAGGGUUUAGAUUAUGAAUAUAUAUAUAUAUAGAUAUAGAUAUAUACACAUCCAUUGAUUAACUGAAGGUUGAACUACCCCAGGGCUCGAACCCAGAAUGUUGUUGUGAGGCGACCAUGCUAACCGCUGCGCCACCGUGCUGCCAUAUUUUUUUUUUUUGUAGUAGCGAAUUCGGGGGGCAGUCCGGGAACCGCCACAGCCGGAACGGGAACCCGUGUCUCCCGCUCCGCAGGCGACAACGUUAACCAGCCGACUAAAGGGUUCGACCCGUUAGUCAAGGACCAAUGUGUCUACUUAUCCAUGCACGUUACAAUAUGUAUGUAUGUAUGUAUGUAUG